Messenger RNA from Pollicipes pollicipes, 1263 nucleotides. RefSeq names its product myocyte-specific enhancer factor 2. Gene Ontology annotation, biological process: cell differentiation; positive regulation of transcription by RNA polymerase II. Lineage: Eukaryota; Metazoa; Arthropoda; Thecostraca; Pollicipedomorpha; Pollicipedidae. The transcript is spliced from 8 exons. Gene Ontology annotation, molecular function: protein dimerization activity; histone deacetylase binding; DNA-binding transcription factor activity, RNA polymerase II-specific. The coding region runs from base 106 to 1263 and encodes 385 amino acids. The record is from RefSeq and is a predicted model, not a curated record.
GCGCCGCCGCUGCCCCCGUCUGGAGUCGCCGCCGGCAGCAGCCGUCCGCACCGAUUUGUUUCCGGUGAUCUUCUACGAAGCCAGCCAACUCCAGAGGAGUUCAUCAUGGGUCGCAAGAAAAUUCAAAUAUCUCGUAUCACCGACGAGCGCAACAGACAGGUAACGUUUAACAAGCGCAAGUUCGGCGUGAUGAAGAAGGCGUACGAGCUGAGCGUGCUGUGCGACUGCGAGAUCGCGCUCAUCAUCUUUAGCUCGUCCAAUAAGCUGUAUCAGUACGCCAGCACCGACAUGGAUAAGGUUCUGCUCAAGUACACAGAGUACAACGAGCCGCACGAAUCGCUGACCAACCGAAACGUGAUCGAGGCGCUGAACAAGAAGGAGCACAAGAACGGCGGUCUUAGUCCCGAGAGCCCCGAGCCGGAGGACUUCCUGGCGCCGCGCGCCGACCCCAAGUACAGCAAGAUCGAGGAGGAGUACCAGGUGCUGAUGCAGCGUAGCAACCAGCUCAACGGCAACAGGGUGGGCCUGUCCCUGGGCGGGUAUCAGCUGGGCGGCGGAGGCGGCGGCAGCAGCGGGACAGGCGGCGGUGGCGGCGGCGGUGGCGGCGCCGGCGGCGGCAGCGUGGCCGUCAACAGCCCGUACGGCGCCGGCUCGGAGGCCGGCGGCGGCGGCGGCGGCGCCAUGAUGCAGCCUUCACCGCAGAUGCAGCACUCGCUCAGUCCGCGCCCCGGCUCGUCUCAAGGCUUGCUGGACAUGUCCAACGGCUACCCGAACUCGACUUCUCCACUGCCAGGAUCAACGUCUCCGAGCAUGUUCCACAAGGUCAACCACAGCAUGAAGCCGCAGCACUCGCCGAACGGGGCUCAGGCGACGAUGCCGCGAGGUGGCGGUGGCGGCGGGCCAAGCAUGCCCUCGGCUUCCGGCCUCCCGCCUGGUCUCAGCUACCCAGCCUCCUUCGGCGGCCAGGAAUUUGUCAACCAGGACAUCCAGCUGUCAAAUCUGAACUCGCUUCACCCGUGGAACACAUCCGUGGGCAUAGGAGUCGUCCCGCAAGGAGGCCAUCCCUCCAUGCACCACAACGUGCCGCACGUCUCCGUCUCGAGCAGCUCGCCGCCUCCGCACGGCGGCUCGCCCUCCCCGCUACGCAUGAUUAAGAGCGAGCCCGUCUCACCGCCUCGCGACGGCCACACCCCCGAACGGCAUGCAGCACAUGCGUCCCAGCUCCACCGGCCACCUGUCGCCCGGCAAUAUGGCGCCAGGUGA